AUGAAGGUCACCUCCCUGUGCGGGUGGCUCACCAGCUCUCUCCUUGUUGGUGCCGCUUCAGCGCUAACGGUAGCCGAAAUCAAUGGGAAGAACUUCCUGUCGCCCUACAACGGCGCGACCUUUACGAACCUUACGGGUAUCGUCACGGCGAAAGGCCCGAGCGGCAUCUGGAUCCGAGAUGUCACGCCUACGAGCGACGAGCGUAUGUCGGACGCCAUUUACGUCUUUGGGUCUGCGCUCGCACAGAACGCGUCGAUUCUCACUGGUGAUGUCAUCGUUCUGAGUGGGAAAGUGAGCGAGUACAGAUCGACCUCUUCGUACCUGUACCUCACGGAAAUCGCAUCACCCGUGGUCUCGGCGAUCCUGGAGCACGGAGUCGAGGUAGCGCCUCGUGUGAUUGGGGUGGACACUCUAAGCCCGCCGACGGAGCAAUACACCAGCCUUGACGCGGGCGAUGUGUUCGGAGUGCCGAACAACCAGAACUUGAUCUCCGUCAUCAACCCGGUGCUGGAGCCGACCAAGUACGGCCUCGACUUCUGGGAGAGUCUUGUGGGACAACUGGUGACGGUGAAAAGCCCGCACGCCGUGUCGCGACCCAACUCGUACGGCGAGACCUGGGUUGUGGGUGCCUGGAACACCACAGGUGACAACAAUCGCGACGGCGUGACACUCACGAGCAAAGAUGGAAACCCCGAGGCUAUUAUCAUCGGCGACCCCCUCGACGGGACCAACAGCCCCACGACCAUCAAGCUGGGCGACACGCUCGAAGACAUAACAGGAGUGGUUACUUACACCUUUGGCUUCUACUACAUCCUGCCACUUACCAAAGUCACCGUAACCUCGUCCUUGACCCCAUCGCUGCCCCCGCCCACGACACUCACCAGCGCCGGCUCCUGCUCCGGCCUCACCGUAGGCGACUACAACGUUGAGAACUUCGCGCCCUCCAACACGGCGCACACCCAGGCCGUCGCCGCCCACAUCGUGAACUACCUUCUUUCCCCCGACCUCCUCUUUAUCCAGGAAAUCCAAGACAACAACGGCGAGACCAACGACGGAACCGUCGCCUCGGACUUAUCCCUCUCUGCGCUGACGGCUGCCAUAGCAUCCCUCGACGGCGAGGUGAACUACAAUUACACCUACAUCUCCCCCGUCGAUGGGGCCGACGGUGGCGCUCCUGGUGGUAACAUUCGGGUUGCGUACCUAUUCAAUCCGUCCGUCGUCCAGCUGCGCAACCCCAAACCGGGAAACUCUACAACAGCGACUGAGGUGCUCCCCGGCCCGGAACUGAGCUACAACCCAGGGCGGAUCGACCCUGCUAACGCCGCGUGGACGGCAAGCCGGAAGCCGCUUGUAGCGGCGUGGGAGACGGUCGAUGGUAAUAAUAUUUUUUUCACGGUGAAUGUACAUUGGAGCUCCAAGGGGGGCGGCUCUUCGAUGCAUGGUGACGCCCGUCCGCCCGUGAAUGGUGCUCUGGCUGCGAGGCAGGCGCAGGCGGAGGUAACUGCUUCCUUCAUCGCCCAAAUCCUCGCCGAAGACCCGUCAGCCUACAUCAUCUCCGCCGGCGACUUCAACGAGUACCCCGUGACGAAGCCCAUCCUGGACUUCCUGUCGCUGUCCAAGAUGCAGGACCUCGAUGAGGUCGCGGGCAUCGAUGUCCUGGAGCGAUAUAGUUACCUGUACGACAUGAACUCGCAGGAGCUCGACCACAUGUUCGUGAGCCCCGCCCUGGCUAACACGGAGCCUGAGUUUGAGCAUGUACAUGUCAAUACGUGGGCGGCUUAUAACGACCAGGUAUCAGAUCAUGAUCCGAGUGUGGCGAGAUUUAAUGUGUGUAGGCAGUAA
Molecule: messenger RNA, 1842 nt
Organism: Pseudomassariella vexata
Lineage: Eukaryota; Fungi; Ascomycota; Sordariomycetes; Amphisphaeriales; Pseudomassariaceae
Product: endonuclease/exonuclease/phosphatase family protein
Exons: 2
Coding region: 1-1842 (613 amino acids)
Molecular function (GO): catalytic activity
Source: RefSeq, a predicted model, not a curated record